AUGGACGACAUCGAUGACGAAUAUGAACGCCUUGUAGAACACCUUCACGACUGUACCAAGAAAGCGAGGAGUUUCAAAACCACCAAGAGACGUUUGUCUCCGAAAACUCUAGAGCAGAUACGUCAGCGUGGAGCUGCGCGAGCUGCAGGCAACCAAGAACUCACGUCCGAGCUCGCAAGGCUUUGCAGAGAGGCGACAACGGAAGACCUCAAAGAGAGAAGAGCAGAAGAGUUGGCCGAAGCUGCAGAGGCGGGACAGAGCAUUCGCUACGCCCGUCGGAAUUUCGCCAAUCGUAAACAAUAG
Necator americanus (New World hookworm) is the source of this 303-nucleotide messenger RNA. RefSeq lists its product as uncharacterized. The transcript has a single exon. The record is from RefSeq and is a predicted model, not a curated record. Bases 1 to 303 code for a protein of 100 amino acids. NCBI's taxonomy places the organism in Eukaryota, Metazoa, Nematoda, Chromadorea, Rhabditida, Ancylostomatidae.